Molecule: messenger RNA, 2688 nt
Organism: Ochlerotatus camptorhynchus
Lineage: Eukaryota; Metazoa; Arthropoda; Insecta; Diptera; Culicidae
Gene: Rac1
Product: ras-related protein Rac1
Exons: 3
Coding region: 320-898 (192 amino acids)
Biological process (GO): engulfment of apoptotic cell; regulation of actin cytoskeleton organization; cortical cytoskeleton organization
Cellular component (GO): cytoskeleton; cell projection; cytoplasmic vesicle
Molecular function (GO): GTPase activity; GTP binding; protein kinase binding
Source: RefSeq, a predicted model, not a curated record
UGUCAGAUCGCACCACAGCAGAGCAGAUUCAUCAGUGUUCAGCAAAGUGAGAUUAGUGGUACUGGUGGCUUAAUAUUAAGGCGACGACCGAGAGUUUGAUCAUCGCGUAUAAUUUUUCUCAAGGUUUUUUCCUCUGAUUUUUCAAUUGCAAAAGUGCAAUUACUGGUGUGUACAGUGUCCGCGCGGGUCGUCGCAUUUUCCUGGCGUUCUAGUUUUCCGCUGGAGGAGCAGUGAGUGAAGGUGAUCAAGAGGAGCCGAAUUUGUUUUGGGUGUAGUCUCGUGGAUAAAGGAAAACGAAAGUCGAAGGAAUUGAGCGAAAAUGCAGGCCAUCAAGUGCGUCGUGGUUGGGGACGGUGCCGUCGGUAAGACCUGUCUUCUGAUCAGCUACACUACCAAUGCCUUCCCGGGAGAAUACAUUCCGACUGUGUUCGACAACUAUUCCGCCAACGUUAUGGUCGAUGGCAAACCAAUCAACCUGGGUCUGUGGGAUACGGCCGGUCAGGAGGAUUACGAUCGUCUCCGACCAUUGUCUUAUCCACAGACAGACGUGUUUCUCAUAUGCUUCUCACUGGUCAAUCCGGCGUCGUUCGAGAACGUCAGAGCCAAGUGGUACCCGGAGGUACGCCACCACUGUCCGAACAUACCGAUAAUCCUGGUCGGGACCAAGCUCGAUCUCCGAGAUGACAAAAACACCGUCGAUAAGCUACGUGAUAAGAAGCUAUCGCCGAUCACCUACCCACAGGGACUGGCCAUGGCCAAGGAGAUUGGCGCCGUCAAGUAUUUGGAAUGCUCGGCACUCACCCAGAAGGGCCUGAAAACCGUGUUCGACGAAGCGAUCCGAGCCGUCCUCUGCCCCAUCAUACCGGUGAAAAACAAACGUAAAUGUUCCAUUCUGUAAAUUGCAUGUCCCCCCACCAUCCAUCCCCGGUUCGAAAUCUUCCUCCAUCAGAAAAGCAAAAAAAAAAAAAAUUGUGGUAGUAACAACCAGCAAAAGCGAACAUCCCCCAGAACCCGUGUAGCCAUCAGGAAUCGUCCUCCUCCUUUUCCUUCAAUCAUUCAAACGAAAGAAAGAAAAGUUAAAACAGCAGACGGCAUUUCUUCGCAUUUGUGUGUUUUGUAAUUGUGCAUCAGAAAUCAAAGUCGAAAAAGCAAAACUAAAAAAAAAAAUUAGGAAACAUUACAGUGUAGAGUUACAAUUGUAAAGAAAACAGUAAACUCAACAACAACAACAAAAAGGGAAAGCCAAACUAAAUGGAGGAAGGUGGACAGCAGCUGGACCCAAACAACAAGCAACAACUACAACACCCAUUAAAUAGCAAGACACGAGACCGAUGAUCGGAGAGAUAUUUGUAUCACGCAGAGCCACGCGGGACGGGGGAAACCGAAAGAGAGAGAGAGAGCAAGAGACGGACGGACGGACGAAACGAGGUUGAUUAAAUGGAAAGAUUCACCGUUAUACAGAUGGCACACCUACACAGACCAAAACCACACAGAAAAGCAAAAGAUCAGUGUUACUCUGCUGCAGUUACUCUUCCUUUCUAUAAUAGUUUAGACCGACUAACCGGGAAAUAGUUUACCAUGCAAUUCUUUUUGCUGCCAAUGAAAACACAAUCCGACAGUUUAUUGAAACCACCCCUCAAUGCUAAAUCAACAGCGUCGUGCGCGACAUCAAAGAACGUGUGCGUAGUAGAGUUAUUGUAAGUGACAAAAUCAAAAAAAAAAAACCACACACAACAAUAAAUUUAAGCAAAACAAUGUCUAAGGAUUGGAAAAGAUGGAAAAUGGAGACGUGUUUAUUCUGUUUUUCUUUUUAAUUCUUUUUGUUCUUGUGAAGUAACAAAAGUGUAAGCGUUUAGUUUAUAUAACAUUCUAUUUUUUUGGUCUUUACUAAGUUUGUAGUAACACCGAUGUAACUACUAGAGAUGGGUUUCGGUUUUUCGAAGCGGAUAACACAAAUUAAACCAAUAGAAAAGAGGGGUUUAACAGGCAAAAUGGAUUCAAUCACACACUUUUCUUGUCUAGUGUAAAGAUUAUCUUUUACAGCUAAUAAUCCAUUAAUCAAAGAGAGUGUGUUGUUUUACUGGUAUGCUAGACGAAGAAGCGGGAGCAAACACACCGCCAACAGGAAGAAAUUAUUACACACACACACACAAAAACCAAGUAAAAGAAAAAAUAGCAUGUAACGUUACUGUAAUAAUUAUUGAUUAAAUGUUGUAACUGGAGAUUUUUCUUUUUGUUUGUCGCUAGCAAUGUUAGUUUCUACGCAAGAAAGGAAUUUUCUAAUCUAUCAAACAAAGUAAAAGAAGAAAUUUGUUUUUCUGAUGCAUCGAUAUAGGACGAACAAACAAAAAAUUAACACAAAUUGUACACAAACUGAAACGAACGAACGCUUUUUCCGUUUUGCGCGCCUGAUUUCGUCGAAUCAAAAAUUAAAAAAAAAAAAAUAUUAAAAGAAACGGGGAAGAACGAAAACGGACUCUUCCCCGAGUAGGAAUACCAAAAUCCAAUUCGGCCCUUAGAUGUUUUAACAAAGCGAGAAAUCAACUAUAAAUAAAUCUGUCGUAUUACUGACAAGAGAAGAUGGAAAAAUUUAUUGAUAUAACAUUUUUAAUGAGUAUAAAUAUUACUAUUAUUAUUGAGUAAUUAAUAAAAAAUGAAAAAUAAAAAAAACACUAGAGAAAAUCUAAA